UUAGUGAGGGCCCGGGCCUGAGGCCAGAGGGCUCUGGAGAUCGCACCUUGGUGACCAGUUUGCACUCUUUCCCAACAGCUGGAUGGGGACUUCGGAGGUGAGGGCGACCUGCCUGGAAGCGGAGCCCACAUGGAGAAGGCCCGCCUCCCUGACCUACGCGGCCACCCAGGCCCGUUCCCCAGCAUCGCUACCACUCUGCGCCUUGCUCAAGACUGACUUAACCCAUGCUGGAUUUGCUGGUGGUGGCGAGGGAAAGUAGGGACACUGCCCAUGUUGUCUGAGGGUCACACAGCAUUUACAUCACAAUUGGGCAGGAGUUUAAAAAUGUCUGGUCCUCUCCCUCCCCACCACCUGUGGCUGUGUCCAGACGGAGAAUGUUCUAGCCCUGGAGGCAGCUGUGAAUGAAGUCCUUGGGGGGAAAAGAAGCAGGCCGAGGGCGAUGGUGGAGUAGAGCUGCCUCGCAGAGGCAGCAUGAGCUGAGAGGGUGACAAGAAGGAGGCGCUACACAGCAUGGAGGACUUUCUACUCUCCAAUGGGUAUCAGCUGGGCAAGACCAUUGGGGAAGGGACCUACUCAAAAGUCAAAGAAGCAUUUUCCAAAAAACAUCAAAGAAAAGUGGCAAUUAAAAUUAUAGACAAGAUGGGAGGGCCAGAAGGCUGCUGGGAGGAGGUUCCAAGGAUGAGCUAAUCAUGAAAGGAAGGCAAUACUUGCUGCUAGAGACACCCGAGACUGGUCAGGGAGUCAAGAAAGAACACCUAGACAUGAGUUUAUCCAGAGAUUCCUGCCUCGUGAGCUCCAGAUUGUCCGUACCCUGGACCACAAAAACAUCAUCCAGGUGUAUGAGAUGCUGGAGUCAGCAGAUGGAAAAAUCUACCUGGUGAUGGAACUGGCUGAGGGAGGGGAUGUCUUUGACUGUGUGCUGAACGGAGGGCCACUUCCCGAGAGCCGGGCCAAGGCCCUCUUCCGCCAGAUGGUUGAGGCUAUUCGCUAUUGCCAUGGCUGUGGCGUGGCCCACCGGGACCUUAAGUGUGAGAACGCCUUGUUGCAGGGCUUCAACCUGAAGCUGACCGACUUUGGCUUUGCCAAGGUGCUACCCAAGUCACGCAGGGAGCUGAGCCAGACCUUCUGUGGCAGCACAGCCUAUGCCGCCCCUGAGGUGCUACAGGGCAUACCCCAUGAUAGCAAGAAAGGUGAUGUCUGGAGCAUGGGUGUGGUCCUGUAUGUAAUGCUCUGUGCAAGUCUACCUUUUGAUGACACAGAUAUCCCCAAGAUGCUGUGGCAGCAGCAGAAGGGGGUGUCCUUCCCCACUCAUUUGGGCAUCUCAACCGAAUGCCAGGACCUGCUCAAGCGGCUCCUGGAACCAGACAUGAUACUCCGGCCUUCAAUCGAAGAAGUUAGUUGGCACCCAUGGCUAGCAAGCACUUGAUAAAAGCAAUGGCAAGUCCUCCCCAAUAAAGUAGGGGGAGAAAGCAAA
Mus musculus (house mouse) is the source of this 1474-nucleotide messenger RNA. RefSeq names its product testis-specific serine kinase 3 (gene Tssk3). Bases 845 to 1426 code for a protein of 193 amino acids. Lineage: Eukaryota; Metazoa; Chordata; Mammalia; Rodentia; Muridae. The record is from RefSeq and is a predicted model, not a curated record. Gene Ontology annotation, molecular function: protein serine/threonine kinase activity; ATP binding; protein serine kinase activity. Gene Ontology annotation, cellular component: motile cilium. The transcript has 3 exons.